Molecule: messenger RNA, 1217 nt
Organism: Seminavis robusta
Lineage: Eukaryota; Bacillariophyta; Bacillariophyceae; Naviculales; Naviculaceae
Source: the annotation of a GenBank genome assembly
GGAGGUUUCAGAAGAGCACAUACAAUCUAUCUAGCCAGCUUGUGCUCACCAUGUCGGCAACACCUACACCACUACUUGCCUUUCAGGUGGAGACUCUGUUUCAAAGCUGUCAUCACAUUCAACCAUCAUUUUGGCAUGCCUUUUGCUAUGGCUUUGGCGUCGCAGCGGCCUUUGUCGGAUCCCUCUACAUACUUGUUCCUUCCCGUAUCCGACGAUUGGAUCGAGAUGAUCCCUUGCACAUCCAAUGGCGCACCUUUGCCACGAGUGUAGUGUGUCUCGUGUCUAUUCUGGUCUAUCCUUGGAGCUUUUGUGCGGAUUCAUCCAGUGAAGGUGAAAGUGUCCUGGUCCGACUGGGAUUGUGGCCCAGUCAAGGAACUGGAUUAUGGCACUUUUUCUUGGGUCCAUUGGCGCAUUCCGUGCUACUCUACUUGGGUCCUAUUACGAUGCUGUUGUUGCAAGCCAAACUCAUGGCCGAAUCCACGGCAGACCCAUCCGCCAUGGACUACUGGGAAGCCCUAAAGGCAGUCCUCUUUCCCACUCCCUUGGGUCAACCGGCCCCCGAACAAUUGGAACGGGAGCGAUGGAUUAAAUUGCGCGCCAAAGUGAUUGCACCCAUUUUAGAGGAAAUUGCCUUUCGGGGAUGUCUGAUCCCUCCUCUCUUGGCGACGGGUCUCUUUCAUCCUGCAGCGGUGGCAUGGAUUGCCCCACUCUUUUUUGGUUUGGCCCAUUGUCAUCACGCUGCCUUGCGACUACAGCAGGGAGAAUCUCUACAAAAAACCUUACUCUCCACGGCAUUUCAAUUUCUCUAUACGACACUGUUUGGAGCCUAUGUCUCCUUUGCCUUUAUUCGCACGGGAUCCAUUGUGGCGGUCAUUUUGAGCCAUUCCUUUUGCAAUACCAUGGGACUACCUUCGGCGGCCUUUUUGGAUCGAAGAUCCAGUCUCUACAAGUAUCAUAUUGAUUUGGUAAAGGCAUAUCUCUUGGGUGUCGCCAUUUUUGUCUGGGGAUUCUUUGAUCCACUGGCUACCUUUUUGCCACGGAAAUAAUGAAGGAAUUGAAUCAUCUUCCACACCACAAAAUGCUUUGCCCAAAAAGGGAAACGAUACGACAACAACACUGCAAACACCGUGCGAGCAUGUGGAACACUAGCAAUAUGGCCAACAGACGGAAGCGGCCAGUAAUCUGAGGGGCUCUCCUGGGGUUACGUCCAUGGUUAC